GUAAUAAUGGUAACACAAAUGUAAACAUGGUAGCCUCCAUAACACACCACAAUAACUAUGUAUUUUUCCAACCAAAUGUGGUAUUUCAUUAAUUAAUUGUAUUUUUUAUAUAUUAAGAACAGCUUUAGGCAACGUUUAAGCAAAAUGUCGGCGUCAUUGGUAUUCAAUACGACAAAGGUCAGACCCCUUCUCUCCCGGUCCCGGUGCAGGACUCUGUCCACAGACCACCCGAACCCAGGAAAUGUCUCUUCAAAUGUUCCCACCGAGACCUCCGCCGAACUUGACCGCCGAAGACCAUGGAAGGACCCCAGCGGCUGCUCGGUGUUCCUCUUCCCCGGCCAGGGCAGCCAAUUUGUGGGCAUGGGACGCGGACUGUUGAGGUACCCCAACGUUGGAGAAAUGUUCAAGGUGGCCCAGAAGGUCCUGGGCUACGACCUGCUUUCUCUGUGCCUGGAGGGACCCGAGGAGGAGCUGAUGAAGACAGUCCACUGCCAGCCGGCCGUGUUUGUCACCUCCUUGGCUGCCGUGGAGAGGCUGAACCAGGAAAACCCUAAAGCCAUCGAGACGUGUGUUGCGGCUGCCGGGUUCAGCGUGGGAGAGUUUGCUGCAUUGGUCUUCUCCGGAGCUCUGACUUUUGCAGAAGGUCUGUAUGCGGUGAAGGUGCGUGCGGAAGCCAUGCAGAGAGCUUCGGAGCUGGUCCCCAGUGGGAUGCUGUCAGUGGUGGGCAAACCUCAAGCCCACUAUCGAUACGCCUGCUUGCAGGCCAGGGAGCACUGCCAGACUUUAGGCGUGGAGGAACCCGUCUGCUCCGUCGCUAACUACCUUUUCCCCGACGGCAGGGUCAUCGCCGGGCACCGGCAGGCGUUGGAUUUCCUGCAGCAGAAUUCCAGGCGUCUUCAGUUUGUGAGGACCAAAAUGCUGCCGGUGAGCGGGGCGUUCCACACCGAGCUCAUGAGGUCGGCCGCAGAUCCCCUCAGAGAUGUUCUCAGGCAGCUGGAGGUGCGUCGCCCCGAGAUCAACGUGUACUCCAACGUGGACGGCAAGCGCUACAUGAGCGACGGCCACGUGCGGCGGCAGCUGGUCAAGCAGCUGACGGCGCCCGUCAAGUGGGAGCAGACGCUGCACGAGAUCUACGAGCGGGGGCGGGGUGAAAGGUUCCCGCACACGUACGAGGUGGGGCCCGGGAGGCAACUCGGCGCCACGUUGCACAAGUGCAACCGGAAGGCCUUCGCCACCGCGUACACGCACGUGGAUGUCGCCGCGCCGGAUGUGAGUUGUGGCUGAUUUUUUUUUUUUUAUAAAAUAAAAAGACAAUUUGCAGUGAA
Molecule: messenger RNA, 1325 nt
Organism: Doryrhamphus excisus (bluestripe pipefish)
Lineage: Eukaryota; Metazoa; Chordata; Actinopteri; Syngnathiformes; Syngnathidae
Gene: mcat
Product: malonyl CoA:ACP acyltransferase (mitochondrial)
Molecular function (GO): transferase activity
Source: RefSeq, a predicted model, not a curated record